Molecule: messenger RNA, 3921 nt
Organism: Athene cunicularia (burrowing owl)
Lineage: Eukaryota; Metazoa; Chordata; Aves; Strigiformes; Strigidae
Product: monocarboxylate transporter 2-like
Exons: 6
Coding region: 1-1917 (638 amino acids)
Biological process (GO): transmembrane transport; monocarboxylic acid transport
Cellular component (GO): membrane
Molecular function (GO): monocarboxylic acid transmembrane transporter activity
Source: RefSeq, a predicted model, not a curated record
AUGGUAGAUAAAGAAAUUGGAAGUCCAGACAUGUAUAGCUUCAUAAAAAAGGAAACGGGUGAAAUAAGAGAGUCUACAGGAUACUGGGAAGUGGUUUUUGCUCGGAGAUCUGGAUGGACCAUGUCUCCUUCAGUCCGGUCAGACCUGGGCUAUGUACCCCCUGAUGGUGGAUGGGGAUGGGCAGUGGUGUUCGGAGCCUCCAUCUCAGUUGGGUUUGCAUAUACCUUUCCUAAGGCUUUCACAAUCUACUUUAAAGAGCUCCAGGCUGUUUACAGCAUUUCCUACAGCCAGAUAGCCUGGAUAACAUCCAUCAUGUGUGCUACCACCUACGGAGGAGGGCUUCCCGAGGAGCGCUGGGCACCCACCCGCACCCCCAGCCCGGCCAUGCCACCCCCCACUCCCACGGGGCGAGCCCCCGGCCCUCCGGACGGCGGCUGGGGUUGGGCGGUGGUCUUCGGCGCUUUCAUCUCUAUCGGCUUCGCGUACGCCUUCCCCAAAGGCUUAGCCAUCUUCUUCAAAGAAAUCCAGGAUUUCUUUGGCACGUCCUAUAGCGAGAUCGCGUGGGUCUCCUCGAUUAUGCUGGCUACGACGUACGGUGCAGGCCCCAUUAGCAGUAUUUUAGUAAACCGCUAUGGCAGCCGGCCCGUGGUGAUAUUUGGAGGCCUGCUGUGUGGUAUUGGGAUGGUCUCAGCCGCCUUCUGCACCAGCAUCCUGCAGCUCUACAUCUGCGUGGGCUUCAUUACAGGAUUCGGCCUUGCUCUCAACCUCCAGCCAUCAGUGAUAAUCAUAGGGAAAUACUUUUUGAAGAGGAGACCUAUCGCAAAUGGCCUUGCUAUGGCAGGGAGCCCUGUGAUGCUUUGCACUCUGGCUCCUCUCAACCAGUUCCUUUUUGACAAUUUUGGUUGGAGAGGCAGCUUUUUAAUUCUUGGGGCAAUUUUAUUAAACUGCUGUGUGGCAGGAGCACUCUUCAGACCAAUCGGGCCAGCCACAGUAUCAGUCAAAACCCAGAUGACUGAGGAAGGGAAGGGUGCUCUGAAAGAAGAGGUCACUGAAGAUGCCAUGGAAAUGAGCAGUCCCACAGAUGUCCCCAUGGAGAACAAAACAGAAGAGGAAGGGGGAAAGGACUGUUGUGAAAAAAUCAACCAGUACCUCGAUUUUUCCCUCUUUAAGCACAGAGGGUUCUUAAUUUACCUGAUUGGAAAUGUGCUCAUGUUCCUGGGGUUUUUUGCCCCUAUUGUUUUUCUGGCACCCUACGCAAAGCACAUUGGCAUUGAUGAAUAUUCAGCUGCUUUCCUCCUUUCAAUCCUUGCCAUCGUGGACAUGAUUGCCCGACCUACCACUGGCAUCAUUGCAAACAGCAAGUGGGUGAGGCCGCGGAUUCAAUACUUUUUCAGCUUCUCCAUUGCUUUCAAUGGCACCUGCCACCUUCUGUGCCCGCUGGCUUCUGGCUACACAGGGCUCGUUGUCUACUCCAUCUUUUUUGGCUUGGCUUUUGGCAUGGUUUGUGCCAUGCUCUUCGAAACGCUUAUGGACCUCGUGGGAGCCGCCCGCUUUACAAGCGCUGUUGGCCUGGUCACCAUUGCAGAGUGCUGUACAAUAUUGCUGGGACCACCUAUUGGAGGAACUCUUAUCGAUACCUUUGGGGACUAUAAAUAUAUGUUCAUUAAAUGUGGAGCUGUGAUGGUCCUGGCAGGAACCUUCCUGUUCAUCAUGAAUUAUUAUAAUUAUCGUAUGCUUGCCAAGGAGGAGAAGGAAAGAAAGGUAAAAGGGGAUCCAAAAGAGGAUCCUGUAAGGACAGAAAAUGAAGGCAAAAAUAACUGGAACAAAGAAACUGCACAGGAUGGGCCUGAGCUGGAACCUUUGAGAGAGGAACGAGAAGGACUAAAGAAGGAAGUGAACGGCACAAAUGAAGUUUAAACCUGUUCUCAUGGGCUGAACGGGAAAUCGCUUCUGGGUUGCUUAAGUGGACACCAGCUGUGAAAUCACACUAGGUUUUUAAAUUUUACUCUGUGCUCUGGCAUGUGCAUCCUCUUCUUUGUUGUAGGAGAAGACUAGAACAGAAACAAGUCUGGUUUCUUAUAAAGUGCUGGGACACAGUGCGGUAUCAUUUGCGUACCAAAGGUCCUGCAACAUUUUUCUUUAGGUAUUUCCCGUUUCCCAGAGGGGCUGAGUAAGGAUGUAACUGACAUCCCCCUUUUAUUCCCUGUACUACAGAUUUACUCUGUGAAAAGGCCAGCGGCCACCAGAGUCAAUGCAGAGCCCUUCCAGCAGCCUGAACAGGCUUUGCAUUGAGUACUGUGGUGGCUGGGUCUUCUUGCCAUACAGUCAAAACUCUUCAAUUCUCUUUGCAGUGUCAGAAUUAUCCCAGGGAUUUGGUGCUGCCUUCCACUGGCAGCUGCACUGUGCCUUGCACCUCUAUUUCAUGGAAAUGUAAAAUGGACUUUACACGCAUCUUAAAUACAGCAUGAGACUGCUGCUUUGACAGAACAAGGGCUGUACAUGCCCGUGUGUGAAGUGGCAGCCUGGCCUUGUGGCAUGCUAGGAAAGAACUAACUUGGGGUGGCUCAUCAUGGCUUGACCAGAGACUUUCUCAGGGACCUCUGCAUUUACCAAAAUGCCUUGAGAAAGGUGACGUUAUGCAGGGGGCCAGCACAAGGCUGACAUGCUACAGGAGUCCUUCCUCCAGGUCCCCUGUCUGUGCAGGGCAGAAAUUCAGUCUUAAAAGGCUUAAAUUUUGAUCUACAUUCAAACAGUGCAAACUCUUUUAAAAUUUUCCCUAGAAGGUUACAAAGUCCUGAUUAUCCAAUAUCUGAGUGCCUUACCAUUUUUAGCGUGCUUUUUCUUUACAAUACCCCAGUGAGGCAGUAAGUGUUCUUACUAGUAAUUAAUUGUACAAAUGAAGAACUGAAGCACAGAGGAGCUGUGAGUAUCAUCGCAUCAGUGAAUAAAGCUUAGGCAUGCCAGAGCUGAAAUGGGAUCCACUGCUGUGAGUUAGGUGCCUGAAAGCCCUGCUGAGCACAGGUAUCCCCCUGCUAGAAAAUAAGAAAUACCAUGGAUAGUCACGCAUUAAACCACAGCCCUCUCUGCAGUGCAGCCUGGUUACUUUGUGCUUCGUAAUACUCAGGAUUAAUGAUGUUAAAGACUGUCUUAGAGCUGUGACCUUGUGCCAUAUUUUUUUUUAACACGGUUAAGUUCCAUCCAUCCUGGAGGGAGUCCAAACACAGCAGCCUGCCCCUUGUUUGGGCUGGGUCAGGCACCACCCUGUUGCUAGCACUUCAGUACCUGGUGGCCUCAUGCCAUCCCGUUGCAUGAAAUAAAGCUUCCGAGGUCAGUGAUGCAGAGCUGGAGCUGAGGCCACGUAGGAGGCUCUCAUCCAGUGGGGAUAAUUUUGAACUGGGAAGACCUGGACCAAGCACUGAUGUAUUUUAUAAUAAGCAGCUGUUGCCCAAGAGCCAUGGAUGCUGAGCAUGGCAUCAUGUAGUUGAAUCAUCAGCCUUUUGUGGAUUUAGCUCCACGUGAGUAGAUAAAAACAAGGACUUUUCAGGCAGAUCACCCAAAUCCAAGGGUAACACCAGUCCAAAGUCCAAUCCUUAUUCAAUGGUACCUUUAUGUGAUGAGAUAGUAUUUUUUCAUGACUUUGUCACUGAAGAACUGUAUUUAAUUAUCAGUUGUGCACACAAUAUGAAGAAUGUCUUGUAAAAAUACUUUCGUAAAUACACUAUAUGCUUAAAUUUCCAUCACUUCUACCUUCUUGUACGAAACCUUCUCUGUGAAGCCUUUUGUUCCACUAAAGAAUAAUGGUCUUUGGCCAUUGAGUUCAGUAGGACUUAAAUUUUAUCCUUAUGUAGUAUUUUAUACUUUCUCUGAAAAACAAAAUCUAUACCAUAUACUUAGGCCUUGUUGUGGUUUUAAUACUCAUUA